AUGCUUGGAAGGCAAAGUUCGUGGUUCACGGAAGGUCGUGGGCAGUUAUACGCGCGAGUUGAUAAAGAGGAAGAAAGUGACACCCUGGGUCAGCCUCUGACUCCUGAUAUCCCAGAAUAUCCCGAACCCAAUAUCCAGGCCUCCAUUAACAGCUCGUCUGAAGACAAUGAAAUUACAAAUCGUUUAUUGAGGACCUCCGAGAAGAUUGUGCAGCACCAGAAGCCAGAUGAAGAAUCUCCCGAAAACUCUUGUUCUUAUCAAAGUGGUGGCUCUGAGUACUUGGAUCAUGAUGGAUACCACAGAAGCGAUGGGGAUUUACUGGCUGUAGAAGAUGAUAAUUUCGCGCAGACCUCCCCUGCUGUUGUCAGAGAAAAUGACUCUUGGAUCUUAAUGACGGAGCAUGAAAUUGAACGCAAUAAUGCUGUGAAGAAAGAUGGACUUUGGGUGAGGAAUAACUCAAUGUGGCGCGGUAUAGAUCUCAGCAUUUUUGAUGACAUGAACUUGGUAUAA
This is a messenger RNA of Penicillium waksmanii, 510 nucleotides long. RefSeq lists its product as uncharacterized. The record is from RefSeq and is a predicted model, not a curated record. Lineage: Eukaryota; Fungi; Ascomycota; Eurotiomycetes; Eurotiales; Aspergillaceae. The transcript has a single exon. The coding region runs from base 1 to 510 and encodes 169 amino acids.